AUGGCCGAGCUAGAGGACAAGGCCUCUGCAGCCCCCACCGAGGGGGAGAGGCUGGUCCCAUCACAGGAGAAUGGAGCAAGUGAGACCCCCCUAGGGGUCCUCAGCACCCUAGAGCCACUUCUUCGCCUGCAGAGGGAUGUUAGGCAGGCAAAAGUAACAGACAUCUGUGCACACCCUUGUCAAAUUGACCUUUGCCUCCCCCCUCCCACCCAGAGUUUCCUGGUCAUAGGACAAGACCCCAGCCAGGUCCUGGUGUUGAGGACAGGACCUUCACCAGGGGAAGUCAAGACCUACCAGAUCCAGAAGUUUUCUGGAGGUGUGACCCUGGAAUCCUCCAACCUCUGCAUGCCAGACGUGCCCCAUCUCCUGGCUUUCUUAUCAGCUAGCAGGGAUGUUUUGCCCAGAACUCUGCUCUUGCCCCCUCCCACUCUAGGGCCUGGAAACGAACACACAGAUCCUUUGCAGACUGGGAGGGUCCAACUUGACACCUCAGGGAAGACAUUUUCUGUGGUGAAUCAGCUCUACUUGGAGACCCACAGAGACUGGGAGAUGGAGCAGAUCCCCCAAGAGACAAAGCCAGAGACUGUGCAGAUACAUGGUCCAGCCCCCAGGAACCCUGCCCCACACCGUGUCUCCUGGGUGGAAGGCCCACUCAGCCCAGAAGUGCACCAUCCUGGGCCGGCUCUGGCCAGCCUAGUGGAGGAGGAGGACGACGACGAAGAUGAAGAAGAAGGACCUGAGGACGUGCUCACUGUUCAUGUCCGGGCUCUGGCCAGGGACCGGAGCAGCUACGUGGCCCGGCAGUACCGGGGCCUUCGAGCACGCCUCACCUCCGAUUCAGGGGGUCCCCACAGGCCUGGGGACCCAGCCACGGAGCUGCUCCAGGAUGUGCGACACCUCCUUACUGACCUUCAAGACUACUUGGCAAAGGACCCUGACGUCAGGGCUGUCUUUGGAAGAAGGGGAUCUGGGGUCCCCCAGAAGGAUGAGGAUCUUGGCCCCGCGGUGGAGGCGGCCGUGUGCCGGGCGGUGCUGGCGCCCCUGAAGCCCGCCCUAUGGAGGAGACUCCGCACGCUCCGUGCCCAGGAGCUGCGGCUACUGCGACGGCGACAAAUAGCCCUGAGGGCGGGGGCGGGGCCUCUAGGGGCUCAGGGGACAGGGCCCGAGGGGCAGAGCCCCGCCCCCAGCCUGCGGAGCCGCAUCCACGCGCGCCUCGAGCUCCUCCACGCCGCCUGCGCCCCGCGCCGCAAGGUGGCGCUUCUGCUGGCGGUGUGCGGUGACGUCUACGCGGGCCUGGCUCGGGGCGAGGACCAAGAGCCCCUGGGGGCCGACGCCUUCCUGCCGGCGCUGACCGAGGAACUGAUCUGGAGCCCGGACAUUGGGGAGACGCAGCUGGACGUGGAGUUUCUUAUGGAGCUCUUGGAUCCCGACGAACUACAGGGGGAAGCUGGGUACUACCUGACCACGUGGUUUGGGGCGCUGUACCACAUUGCCCACUACCAGCCUGAGGCGGGCCGGGCCCCUCGGAGGCUCAGCUCUGAGGCCCAUGCCUCCCUGCGCCAGUGGCACCGCAGGCGGACGCUGCAUGGACAGGCCUGUCCCGGAGCCCAGGCUGACCUGCCCUUUGAGGAGCCAUGGGCGGUAGGGACUGUGCCAGAGAUCGGUGAUGAUUAGGGGUCUCAGACCCCUCUGCUCCUCAAGCAAGAUGCAGGAAGCCUCUGGUCUUUACGCGGAUGUCACCUCAGUGAGGCUCUCCUAGACACCCUGUCUAAAACUGCAACUCCUUUCAUGUGACUCUCCCUGUGGUAGGCAGAAUAACACCACUGCCCCCAAGACGUCAUGUUCUAAUCCCCAGAAUCUGUGAAUAUGUCACCUUCCUUGGUAAAAAGGACUUUACGGAUAUGAUUACAUCAACGGUCAGGAUGAGAAGGUUAUCCUGGACUUGGGUGGACCCUGUGUUAUCACAGGGUCCUUAUAAGAGGGAGGAAAGAUCUUCAGUCAGAGAAAGAGAACUGAUGAUGAGUGGAGGUCACAUCACAUCGUGGCCAAGAGCCAACAAAUGCAUGCAACUUCCAGAAGCUGAAAAACAAAAGGAAUGGAUUUCCCCCUGGAACCCUCAAAAGGAACUCAGCCUGUGAUUUUAGACUUCUAAGACCCAUUUUGGACUUCUGGCCUCUAGAUCUUUAAGAUAAUAAAUGUGUGUGGGGGGUGGG
Galeopterus variegatus (Sunda flying lemur) is the source of this 2213-nucleotide messenger RNA. It is a transcript of the gene RINL, whose product is annotated as Ras and Rab interactor-like. The transcript has 12 exons. Gene Ontology annotation, molecular function: guanyl-nucleotide exchange factor activity; small GTPase binding. NCBI's taxonomy places the organism in Eukaryota, Metazoa, Chordata, Mammalia, Dermoptera, Cynocephalidae. Gene Ontology annotation, biological process: vesicle-mediated transport. The record is from RefSeq and is a predicted model, not a curated record. The coding region runs from base 1 to 1674 and encodes 557 amino acids. Gene Ontology annotation, cellular component: endocytic vesicle; cytosol.